Fasciola hepatica (liver fluke) is the source of this 258-nucleotide messenger RNA. NCBI's taxonomy places the organism in Eukaryota, Metazoa, Platyhelminthes, Trematoda, Plagiorchiida, Fasciolidae. The record is from the annotation of a GenBank genome assembly.
CUGAGAUUUCAAGUAUUGUCAUACCACAGACUGGAUCAAGAAUUGGGGAAAUUACUGAUUUACGAGAUUUUACAAUUGGUAGAGGACAUACUGAUCAGAUACGCAAUGGAACGCAAGUUGAACAGCAAGCAGAUAAAGCGAAAGAAACCUACAACUUGUCGAUCCAGUUUUAUUGCAUAUGUUGCAUCGCCUCAACCCUGUGUUGGAGGUUCAAGUCAGUGGCAUCAUGACUCCAGGAUAAAAUCGUGGAAGGUGUGA